AGGUAUAAAGAACUGAAGGUAGUCUUUCCUGUCCAGAGAUGGAAAACAGCACCACCACGAUUUCUCGGGAGGAGCUGGAGGAGCUGCAGGAAGCCUUCAAUAAGAUAGACAUCGACAACAGCGGGUAUGUCAGCGACUACGAGCUCCAGGACCUGUUUAAGGAAGCAAGCCUCCCUCUGCCUGGCUACAAAGUGCGCGAGAUCGUGGAGAAAAUUCUAGCAGUUGCUGACAACAACAAAGACGGCAAAAUCAGUUUUGAAGAAUUUGUGUCUCUAAUGCAAGAGUUAAAAAGCAAAGACAUCAGCCAAACAUUCCGAAAAAUAAUUAACAAGAGGGAAGGGAUUACUGCCAUUGGAGGAACCUCGUCCAUCUCCAGUGAAGGCACACAGCACUCCUAUUCAGAGGAAGAAAAGGUGGCUUUUGUUAACUGGAUAAACAAGGCCCUGGAGAAUGACCCCGACUGUAAGCAUCUCAUACCCAUGAAUCCCAGCGACGGCAGUCUUUUCAAAUCCCUUGCAGAUGGCAUCCUUCUUUGCAAAAUGAUCAACUUAUCUGAACCAGAUACAAUUGAUGAAAGAGCCAUUAAUAAGAAAAAGCUCACCCCUUUCACUGUUUCUGAAAAUUUAAACCUUGCCCUGAAUUCUGCCUCGGCCAUUGGAUGUACAGUGGUCAACAUUGGUGCACAGGAUCUCAAGGAAGGAAAGCCUCACUUGGUCUUGGGACUUCUCUGGCAGAUCAUCAAAGUUGGUCUUUUUGCUGAUAUUGAGAUUUCCAGGAAUGAAGCCCUGAUUGCAUUGCUGAAUGACGGUGAGGAACUAGAGGAGCUGAUGAAGCUGUCUCCGGAGGAAUUACUGCUGCGGUGGGUGAACUACCAUUUGACCAAUGCUGGAUGGCACACUAUCAGCAACUUCAGCCAAGACAUUAAGGAUUCAAGAGCCUAUUUUCACCUGCUUAAUCAGAUUGCACCUAAAGGUGACCGGGAUGAUGGGCCUGCCAUUGCGAUUGAUCUUUCGGGAUUUAAUGAGAAAAAUGACCUGAAGCGUGCUGGGUUCAUGCUUCAAGAAGCAGAUAAACUGGGCUGCAGACAGUUUGUUACUCCUGCAGACGUGGUUUCGGGCAACCCUAAACUUAACUUAGCCUUCGUAGCUAAUCUGUUUAACACAUACCCAUGCCUACACAAGCCUGAUAAUAAUGACAUCGAUAUGAAUUUGCUGGAAGGAGAGAGCAAGGAAGAAAGGACAUUUCGAAACUGGAUGAACUCCUUGGGGGUCAACCCAUACAUCAAUCAUUUGUACAGUGAUCUCGCGGAUGCCCUGGUGAUCUUUCAGCUCUACGAAAUGAUCCGCGUGCCCGUCAACUGGAGCCAUGUCAACAAGCCUCCUUACCCUGCCCUCGGAGGGAACAUGAAGAAGAUUGAAAACUGUAACUAUGCAGUGGAGCUUGGGAAGAAUAAGGCCAAGUUCUCCCUGGUGGGCAUUGCUGGGCAGGACCUAAACGAAGGGAACGCCACGCUGACGCUGGCCCUGGUGUGGCAGCUCAUGAGGAGGUACACAUUGAAUGUGUUAUCAGAUCUUGGAGAAGGUGAAAAAGUCAGUGAUGACAUUAUAAUUAAAUGGGUCAAUCAGACUCUUAAAAGUGCAAACAAAAACACUUCUAUUUCCAGCUUCAAGGACAAAUCUAUUAGCACUAGUUUACCUGUCCUGGAUUUAAUAGAUGCCAUUGCACCAAAUGCAGUUCGUCAAGAAAUGGUAAAGAGAGAAGACUUCUCUGACGAGGACAAGCUGAACAACGCUAAAUACGCCAUUUCAGUUGCUCGAAAGAUCGGUGCCCGGAUAUACGCCUUACCUGAUGACCUGGUAGAAGUGAAACCGAAGAUGGUCAUGACGGUGUUUGCAUGCUUGAUGGGAAAGGGGCUGAACAGAAUAAAAUAAACAUUUAAUACGAUUUUCUGCCACGUUAAACACAUGGAAUUGCCUCACAGUUUACAGAAUUCUGAAAUGUAGUGGGUAUAAAACCAGAGAUUAUCUAUAUGCUCAAAACAGUUGUAAAAUUCACUAAUGAAUUCAUUAUCCUGUUCAUACUAGUUAGAGUUUGUCGACCUCUUUGAAUAACAAUUACUUUACUAGUAGAUACUGGUAAUAGAAUGUGUUCAUCAUCACGCUGAUAUUUCAUGAUUAUUUUCAUUUCCUGAAGGUCUCAUUGGAACAAGACUAAUUUAUUCUUUUUCAUGGUUCAAAAAGAGAUCAAUACAAAUUUUUUUGCAAGUCCUACUGUGAAAUGUGUUUUGAUUUGUGUGUGUGUUAAUUUUGAUCAUAAAUGCAUUCAAAAUCAUAGUCCAGUUUAAUCACUUUGUUUUUCCCCUUCUAUGUGCAGUGGUCUAAACUCUAACUUUUUUGUAAAUUUCUAUAUUGUCUAAAACUUUUAAGUGACAAGUAUUGUUCUAGUAACAUUAAAUUUUUUACAUAUGAGAACUAAUUCCUGAGUAACCCCCAAAGUUCAUUCUCUUAUGUAAGAAGCCAGAGCUCUUUACUUAAAACUUAAUUUUAACUGAAUUGAUACUUUAUAUAUGCUAGUUUAGUAAUGACAGGCAGCAUAUAUAUGUUGGUAGGAUGGUAUUAGAGAACUGUGUGUAUAUAUAUUUUGCAUCUGAAUUACAUGGUUUUUCUUAAAUGGUAUGUACAAUUGGUAAGUCAGCCAACCAUUAAGUAUUUAUUGUGCCCCACUGUGUGUACUUUUCAGUUUGUAGAUAUUUGGUACAUGAAAAGUUCUUUUAGAAAUAUUCAUUUUUGAUGUGCAUAUGGUUAUUUUUGAUUGACUUCUUCCAAAUACUUAUAGCCAAACAUUGGCUAGAGAAUUUCAGGACAUGUUGACCCUAUAAUGUUAGCUUCAUGUUACAGAUGCUAAUUUUGAUCUAUACUGAAGCCCUAAAUAAUUUAGAACAUGCCCACUGAAUUUCUUUAGCAGAAAGUAACACAAAGCUGCUAUUUGACAUGGAGCAUUUUAACGUGUUUUCCACAGCCUCCUACAAGUUGGCAAUGUUUGGCUAAUGCUUGUAACUUAGGAACAGCUAAGCUUGAGACCUAUUUUUGUCUGAAUUUUUAGGAGUAGAGAGAUUCUUUGAUAACAACUGAAUUCAGAAAUCUAUUUUCUUCAUCUCCCACUGUUAGUGCCAGUGAAACUGCUGUGCAACAAAAAUGCUGUCACUUUAUGUCAGUGUGAAUGACAAGUGUAACUUUCCUUUAUGCCGUUGAUUAAAAUUUACAUGUUGGUAAGAGUGAGACUGCUCAUGUGUUUAUAAUUUUUAACUGAAAUUAUCAACAGGUGGAACUAUGAAGUAUAUUCUUGUACAAGAUAGAUUUAUGUUCCUUUUAUAUUUUGAAGAUUGUUUUCUUAUAUGACAAAGAUAUGUUCUUACUCUUUUGUGAGAUUUAAGUGAUGUUUCCCCCUUUGAUCUUUUUCACUGUUAUAUUUACUAAAUUAUCUGAUUUACAUGAAAUUUAGCACUUUAGCAUGUUCUUUUUCUCACAAAGUAUAUUUAAUAAAAAUUCUGUGUAUGUA
Messenger RNA from Miniopterus natalensis, 3558 nucleotides. It is a transcript of the gene PLS1, whose product is annotated as plastin 1. Gene Ontology annotation, molecular function: calcium ion binding; actin filament binding. Gene Ontology annotation, cellular component: actin filament; actin filament bundle; cytoplasm. Lineage: Eukaryota; Metazoa; Chordata; Mammalia; Chiroptera; Miniopteridae. The record is from RefSeq and is a predicted model, not a curated record. Gene Ontology annotation, biological process: actin filament network formation; actin filament bundle assembly.